AUGAAAAUUCCGGAGACUUCUGCUAAUGUUGGUGCUUACUAUGGCAAUGAAGAAAAUGGCCAGUGGCAGCCCAACGGCGUGAUCAUAGACAGCGGAGUCGGUGGUGGAAUUGUCGGCAGUGGAGACGCGGGCAUCCAUCGACCACCAGUAUAUCCUGUGCAUCUUCCCCGAGGUCACAUGCCAGGCUACGUAAUGGCGGGCGCAUAUUACCCUCCAGCAGCAUACCCGCCCGUCCCUGCGCCGGCGCAGGAUGACUUUGCAGACUACAUGUGGAUGGAAAAUGAAGAAGAAUUUGACAAACAGGUGAUGCAACAGCUAGAAGAAGAGGCGCUAAUGGAGCAAUGUAUAGAGGCAAUGUUAGAGGAUGAACAGCGGGAAAGACACAACAGACCCACAGCAAACGGACACAACCACCAUUACCCCACGACAAGUAAUGGCACACCAUCCCUGUCACUCGAGGAGACAGUCUCAAAAUCGAAGCUCAACCCCCUCGCAGCAGAGUUCGUACCCACCGGGGCUAGACCUGCAAAAGAAGAAAGACAAAACACACCUGACGCACCGGUCACAGUAGAACCGACUCAGAAAACAGAAGAGGCGCCUUCAGAAGAAACAACACCCGUUGAAAAAGUUGAAGAUGAAGAAACAAAAACAGGUGAACCAGUCCCUCCACAAAAAGAUCCGCCGGAAGUGAGCGCAGCGGACGUACCUCCCAUAGACAAAACACAGAAGUCUCCUCCUAAGGAGGUAAAGAAGGAACCCGUUAAACAGACGAAGGUGGACCCCAAGAAACCCGCUAAGAUUGAGGUCAAACCCAAAGUCAAGCCUGUCGCUGUUAAAUCUGAAACAAAGGUGCAACCUAAGAAGAAAGAAGUGAAGACAGUCAAAAGUGACACGAAGACAGAAGAUAGCAAGACAGUGGAAGAGACGCCAGCCGAAGUCACCAAGCCACAGCCGACAUCCACAGAGGAGUCCCAGCCGUCAUCAGGAUUCAAACCCAUCAACUAUGCAGCCGCAGCUAAAGCAAACAAACCCAAGAAACCAUCUCCUACACCCUCAACAGAAAAACAACAGCCACAACCGCAGCCAGCCAAAACAGAAAAAGUCAAAACAGAAAAAGUUGACAAAAAAGUUGAUAAAUUGAAAAGCGAUAAACUUCCAGCGAAAACGGAAAAAGUCAAUGUACAAAGGAAAAACUCAGCCAAGUAA
This is a messenger RNA of Arctia plantaginis, 1206 nucleotides long. The record is from the annotation of a GenBank genome assembly. Lineage: Eukaryota; Metazoa; Arthropoda; Insecta; Lepidoptera; Erebidae.